AGAAUGAAGUGUCCUUUUAAACACGAACGCACCAUGAAGCAGCAGCCCCAGCUAUUCCUGGACUGAAGUGUGGUAAGACAGGCAGCACAGCAGCAGCACGAGGCCAGAGGAGCUCCUCUGUGCUACGGCCAGACUUCUUUAUAUCUAACCAACUGUAAAUUGACUAGGAUUCACUACUUCAGGUGCCUCUUAAACUAAACUAGAAGCUGUGGUGAAACACUCUAGGAGAUCAUGUCGUCAUCCUAUGCUGCUGCUAUAUCAGCUCUUCGUACAUUAAACUCUCCUGACACCCCCGGAUCAUCAUCUUCUGGCCCAGCAGGGAUUCCGACACCUUCUCCUCGCUUUCACAAAAUCCACAAAAAGCCUGCAGUUGAGGAGGAACAACCCCCUCCUCCAGAUCCCCUGAGGACAUAUGAGGAGCAGCAGGAGAACCCUGAAGACUAUGGCAUAGGCGGUUAUUACUCUGUGGAGAUUGGAGAGAUUUUUGUUGAUCGUUAUCAAGUGGUGAAGAAGCUGGGAUGGGGCCAUUUCUCCACUGUGUGGCUCUGCUGGGACAUGGUGAAAAGACGCUUUGUGGCCUUGAAAGUAGUGAAGAGCGCUCCAACAUUCACAGAGACGGCACUGGAUGAAAUCAAACUUCUGAAAUGUGUAAGAGACAGUGAUCCCAAAGACCCUAAGCGUGAAAGAAUUGUACAACUCAUUGACGACUUCAGGAUCUUGGGCGCCAACGGAGAGCAUGUGUGCAUGGUUCUAGAGGUUCUAGGCCACCAGCUGCUGAGGUGGAUUGUCAAGUCCAAUUACACCGGCCUUCCGCUGGCCUGUGUGAAGAGCAUCCUCAGACAGGUUUUACAGGGUUUAGAUUACCUACAUACUAAAUGCAGGAUGAUCCACACGGACAUUAAACCAGAAAACAUUCUGCUGGGCGUGGACAACACUUAUGUCCAGAGAUUAGCUGCAAACACUAAACUGUGGCAGCUGCCGGUCACCCCUGCUCUCAACAGCUCAACAGUAAAUGGUGGACUCAGUGAAAAAAAGAGUUUCUCUAACGUUUUUGGCAAGUUGACCGAGGCUUUUCAUAACUUUGGGGAGUGGUCCAGUAAGGUCUCCAAAAGUCCAAUUGUCAGACUAAGACGGAAAGUCACUCGUCAACAAGGGCAGGAGAGGACAGCCGUGCUCCCCCCGUCCUCUGUUGCCAAACAGAGCUCCAGCAGUCAGUCUGGUUUCACAUUAAGAAGACAAACCCUGUUGUUGGAAGACAGACUGGAAUUUGAUCCACAGAACCACAGAGCAUCCGUCUGUUCGUGGACCACUUUCAACAUGGGCGCUGGGUCACUGCCGUUACAUCCAUCUGCAGAACCGUCACUGCCAUCACCACCACCAUCAUCAUCUUCUCACUGUGGUAGCAGUGACUCUGACGUACUUUUAGACCUGUUGAAUCCACAGAAUGCUGAUAGAAUCCUAAUCAAGAUUGCCGAUCUGGGCAAUGCCUGUUGGGUGCAAAAACACUUCACUGAAGAUAUCCAGACCUGUCAGUACCGUUCUGUGGAGGUUUUGAUCGGUACUGACUACGGCACCCCAGCUGACAUUUGGAGCUCUGCCUGCAUGGCUUUUGAGCUCGCAACUGGGGACUACCUGUUUGAUCCACAAUCGGGAGCCACGUUUUCCAGAGAGGAAGAUCACAUUGCCCAUAUCAUUGAGCUACUUGGACCCCUACCAUUACAGUUUGCUUUCUCAGGGAGAAAGUCCAAACAGUAUUUUAACCAAAAAGGUCAACUGAAGCACAUCUCAAAACUCAAGUCCUGGAGCCUUUUUGAAAUCCUACAGGAUAAAUAUGAUUGGCCGCGAGAGGAAGCCAUUAAUUUUAGCUCCUUUCUUUUGCCCAUGUUGGAGCUGUUACCAGAGAAAAGAGUUACAGCCGGCCAAUGUCUGAAACAUCCAUGGAUAUGCUCCUAGAUACAAGUCCACUCGGCUCU
This is a messenger RNA of Cynoglossus semilaevis (tongue sole), 1973 nucleotides long. RefSeq names its product SRSF protein kinase 2-like. The record is from RefSeq and is a predicted model, not a curated record. Lineage: Eukaryota; Metazoa; Chordata; Actinopteri; Pleuronectiformes; Cynoglossidae. Gene Ontology annotation, cellular component: cytoplasm; nucleus. Gene Ontology annotation, biological process: regulation of mRNA processing; peptidyl-serine phosphorylation; spliceosomal complex assembly. The transcript is spliced from 15 exons. Gene Ontology annotation, molecular function: protein serine/threonine kinase activity; ATP binding. The coding region runs from base 232 to 1953 and encodes 573 amino acids.